AAUCCUCAAUAACACAUGGGAGCAAUUUUGAUCUAUAAAAUCAAAACUUCACAAAUUUGAUAUGCACAAAAACUGUAAUGUACACGAAUGGGUUCUACGGAAAUGGUUGAACAUAAUAUACCCAAGCAUCCUCAUAAUAAUUGCUCGAAAUGUACAAAUUCAUUGGUUAAACCAGCUGUUCCUAUCGAAUGUCUAGCCAUUUUUCAAGCAGUGUCUGGUUGCUUUCCCAUCAGCCGGAAUCCUCAAUAAUACAUGGGAGCAAUUUUGAUCUAUAAAAUCAAAACUUCACAAAUUUCAUAUGCACAAAAACUGUAAUGUACACGAAUGGGUUCUACGGAAAUGGUUGAACAUAAUAUACCCAAGCAUCCUCAUAAUAAUUGCUCGAAAUGUACAAAUUCAUUGGUUAAACCUGCUGUACCUAUCGAAUGUCAGCCACAAACUCACAACAGCUACCAUGUCAGCAGUCAACCACUACGCCGUACCGCAAGCAUGGUUUUAAUGAGUACACGGUGUUUAGUUGUUCAAUUUGUCGGUUUAAUCAACUACUUGUUCAAUAGAAAAUAGCCGCCAUUUACGGGCACGCAACUACAUUUAGCAUAACUUUAUCCGGUUGCCCUUUUGGAUGAUAUUGAGCGAUAAGGUAGUGUCGUCGUGGCUAUACCCCCGUACGGAAGCGUUACGCAAAUGGGUGCUCUGGUGGGAAGUGUUUUUGUGCUGCUGUUUGCACUUACCAUCGAUACGACGACGGUUUCGAAUUACGACCCGGAACUGAGUGAAGUUAAACUUUACUUCUUCUCACCAUGGUUGAAGUACGAGCGGGACGUGGAAACGUUUGAGGCGCCACCACAGUUCGACCCACGAAGACAGCUGAAGGUGCUGAUUCAUGGGUGGAAUGCGGACCGGAACCACAUCUCGAUGCUACCGAUCCGGACGGCGUACUUGGUGCAGGAUGCUCACAACCUACUCGUAGCCGAUUGGUCCCAUGUUGCCUACCUGCUCUAUCCAACGGCUCGUGAUCUAGCAGUGCCGGUGGCGAACCGUAUCGGUAGCAUGCUGGUACGGUUCAUCGAGCGACUAGCCAUCGACCACAGUCAGGUGCACGUUAUCGGCCACAGUCUUGGGGCACAUAUAGCGGGUAGCGUGGGACGUUACUGCGGUGGAAAGUUAUCGCGUGUGACGGCUCUCGAUCCGGCCGGGCCACUGUUUGAGCUCGAGUCGAAAGAUGCCGUCGGUCCCGAUGUUGCCGGGUUCGUCGAUGUGAUCCACACCGAUGGUCUCAUGCUGGGGGAGGAUAUCAUCCGUGGACAUGCGGAUUUUUUCCCCAACAGUGGCCUACCACCACAACCGGGCUGUGAAAUACUCGACAUCGUUACACUACAUGCCUGCAGCCAUUGGCGUGCGACCGGAUUCUUUGCGGAAUCAAUUCCGCUACCGGGGAGCUUUAUUGCGUGUGCCUGCAGUCGGGAGGAAAUUUCGCGAAAGGACGCUAUCUGUCUACCGGAUGUACGGGACACAUCCUUGCGUGAGUGUGUUACAAUGGGCGAAGCACUUGAUCGUAGUGCACGGGGAACAUUUUUCACUCGUACAUCGCGUGCGCCACCGUUCGGACUUGGCAAUCACACAGCGAGCAUGGAUCCAACUUCUAAGAUCUACCGACACGUGCUUGCGGAACGUUCGUUCGAUUGACGUCGUCUGAGAAACCAUGCAACCAGACACUCACUCCAGCCCGGAUGGAGCGCGGGGGUCACUGGAUUAUUUCCGAAAUAAGGAACACAUUAACUUCACCCUCCUCAAAAAAGCUCCCCAACGCUCUCCCGAAGACGAUGUUGCUAAUGGAAGCAUUAUAAGCAUGUCAGGCUAUUUUCAAAGCUUAACAAGACAUAAUAGACUAAAUUGACGCUAUCAAUGAAUCUUCUCAUGGCAGUAGCGUUUAUGCAGGUAUUCAUCACCAUGCUUGUUACAUGGCACGGUUGCACUUCUCCUCCGCUGUAGGUAUGGAAAUUUUAUCCCGAAGCUUUCAAAGCCGUCAAAUAAAUGAUCAGUUGCGGGGAAGCUGGUUGGAAUAUCUUCUGUAAUAAAACACCAAAAUGAGACUACAAAUUGAGCAUAAUUUAUUCAAGAGCAGAAUCAGGUUAAAUGAUGUAAAUUUGUUAAUUUUGCAAACUAAAAUGUUCAGGAAAAGCUCUAGGAAAUGUCAUCCAGAAACGCAGUGUUAUUGGUUAUGUUAUCAGUCAUUGUAGAUUAAUAAAAAAAUAUUAAAAACUUGUAAAA
Anopheles funestus (African malaria mosquito) is the source of this 2271-nucleotide messenger RNA. RefSeq names its product endothelial lipase. The transcript is spliced from 4 exons. NCBI's taxonomy places the organism in Eukaryota, Metazoa, Arthropoda, Insecta, Diptera, Culicidae. Bases 685 to 1686 code for a protein of 333 amino acids. The record is from RefSeq and is a predicted model, not a curated record. Gene Ontology annotation, molecular function: lipase activity. Gene Ontology annotation, biological process: lipid metabolic process.